AUGACGGACGAGCUGGCUCCACCCCGCAAGAGCGUCGAACUCGAGGACCCUGGUGCCAGAGAGCUCGUGGAAGAGUCGAGCGACGAGCACUUCUCCGACGCCUCCGAAGGCCGCGCUGGCCAGAUCCGCAGGUCAGAUGCGACUUCGCCAAUUCCAAUCACACGGGUUGAGCGCGUAGACGACGAGCCCAGCCAUGGCGAGGUGCCUGGAACAGAUGCAUACCAGAAGAGGACACAGGACGCCGUGCCUGACGAGGUCGAGAUCAUCCCUGACGGCCUCAGAAGCCGCAGCACAUCGCGCGUCAGCAUGAGUGACCGACCCCUUACGCCUGGAGGAGCCGAUCGUCCCCUGACGCCUGGAGGAACGCCUAUCCCCAAGACGGUCGUGGAGAGGAUCGAUGACGAGCCCUCUCACGGUGAGGUUCCUGGUACACUUGCCCACCAGCUGCGUCUUGCAGACGCCGAGCCCGACGUCAUCGUAAAGGUCCCUCAGCCUACAGCGCGAAAGAGCCAAGGGUCGCCAACCUCGAGUGACAGGUCUCCCGUAAUUCCAGACGACCCAGAGGACGCGGAUGAGUUUGGCUUCAACGAGCCGGAGCCGCCUGGCAAUGCGGAUGACGACGACGGGUUUGGCGAUUUUGAUGAGUUCGAGGAGGGUGGGGAAGGAGAUGACGAUUUUGGGGAUUUCGAUGACGGGUUUCAGCAAGGCGAAGAGGCAGAGACUUCAUUUGACGGAUCCCCUGAUCAACCUCCUGUACCUGCCCCCUCACCAGGUCUUCCCGUCCUGGACUUUGAUCAACUCUCCUCAAUUGAACAUAGCAUCACCGCAACACAACCCUACAUUGAUGAAAUAUACCCAUCGCUACGAGACAUACCCAGCAUAUCUGCCACAGCUGAGGAUACGCGAUCUACAUUCCUGUCCGAGCGGAGUCGGUCGUUAUGGACACAGCUUGUAGCCCCACCACCCCUACAGCCUCCCGACUGGGUACGCUCUCGCAUACGGCGGCUCUUCCUCGUCUCGCUCGGCGUACCAGUCGAUCUCGACGAGAUUCUGCCAGCGUCGAAACAAAAGAAGCUCAUUCUUCCGUCUAUAUCCAUUUCCAGUGAGAAAUCGCCUCGCCCCUCAGCAGACGGACGCAACCCGCUGGGGCGAGUCAAGAAGGAAAACGCAUCCUCAACGUCUGUGGACUCAUCAAACUCAAAGACAGAGAGGAAACGAAAAGGGCCUCCGGCACCUCCAGACUUCGAUGUUAGCUCGACAACAAUGUUGUGUGCAACGACGGAUGCUGCGCUACAAAACUUCACGGUGGAGGAGUUACAGGCGCAUGUGGAGAAGCUGAAGGGGCUGCAGGAGAGGGCAAACGAGGUGUUUGAGUACUGGCAGAAACGCUUGGAGAGCGCGUUGGGGGACAAGGAUGCAUUCGAGCAGGUUAUUGAAAGUUUGGUCGCGCAUGCGAAGAAGCUAAGGUAGUAAACUUUUUAGAUAGACACACAGUUAUGGAGGGGGUAAUGACGUAUGACGACGGGGUCUGGCAACCAUAUGAAACACUGCACAUAAAACAAUGCGGUGUAACCCUCGAGACUCG
Molecule: messenger RNA, 1585 nt
Organism: Dothidotthia symphoricarpi CBS 119687
Lineage: Eukaryota; Fungi; Ascomycota; Dothideomycetes; Pleosporales; Dothidotthiaceae
Exons: 4
Coding region: 1-1470 (489 amino acids)
Source: RefSeq, a predicted model, not a curated record